Molecule: messenger RNA, 1620 nt
Organism: Ciona intestinalis (vase tunicate)
Lineage: Eukaryota; Metazoa; Chordata; Ascidiacea; Phlebobranchia; Cionidae
Source: RefSeq, a predicted model, not a curated record
UUUUUGUUCCUCGAUCGCGCGGCACGCACCCCGAUUAUCUGCCUUAUGACAUCACAAGAGAUUUCAGCUGUGACGAAAUAUUCGCGUGGAAUGGAUAGCAACUUACUGUACAGUGAAAACGCAAUCGGAAAUAAGAGCAAGAAGGAUGCUUGCUUCAUAUUUUGUACACAUAAGCAGUGUUGUUGUGAUUCUGCUGUGUACUUUUGAUCUUGCAUCAUGUCAACUUAUUCCUGGAAUGUAUUGCGGAGAAGAAAAUUGUUACAAUGUUCUUGAUGUUGACAGCUCCGCAUCAAAAGGUGAAAUUUCGAAGGCCUACCGAAAACUGGCCAGAAUCUAUCACCCUGAUUAUUUAAGGGGACGUGGGGGGUCUGAAAAGGAGAUUGAAGAGGGUGUGUUAAAGUUUCACCAGGUUGCCACAGCGUAUGAGACAUUGAGAAACACUCAAACAAGGGAUGAAUAUGACUACUACCUUCAACAUCCUGAAGAAUAUUAUUACAAUUAUUAUCGGUAUUAUAAGCGCAAAAUGCCAAACGUGGAUGUGAGAGUGGUUUUGUUUGGAACAGUUACAGUAAUCUCUGUGUUCCAAUACAUUAGUUGGAUGACUUCCUAUAACACAGCAAUACAGUAUAUGGUACAGAACUCAAAAUAUAGAAAUGCUGCGAAGGAAGAAGCCAAGAGCAGAGGGUUGUGGGUUGAAAAAAGAAAACAAAAGAAAUUCAAAACAAAAGAAGAUUUAAAGCAAGAGGAGGAUGAUCUAAUUCGUUCCAUUAUAGAAGAAAAGAUGGACAUAAGAGGCGGUUAUCAAAAACCUGAGUACUCUGAUGUACUGUGGAUGCAAAUAAUACUUUUGCCGUAUUAUAUUUAUAAGUUCUUCAAGUUUCAUAUUAGCUGGCUUUACAAUUACACAAUAAUGAAAAAAGAGUUCACUGAAGAAGAUAAAAUUUACCUUGUUUGCAAAAACUUGGGCAUAAAACCAGUUGCAUGGGACAUGCAAAGUGACAAGAAUAAGUAUGAAUGUAUGAAUCGGGAACUGUGGAUUACAAGCAAUGCUAAGGUUUAUAUUCAUGAAAAGCAAGAGGAAGCAAAAGCGAAGAUGGCCAAUGAUCCUCGGAUGAAGAGGUACAGAAGGUGGAUGAAUAAAGGAGGACCAGGAAGACUCACAUUUGAUGAUGAUUAAAACCUGUUCAUCUUAAAAAGAUUUGUGCAAUAUCAUCUUGGUGUGAAAGUGGGGUUACUAUAACUCCAGUUGUUGUUGCAGGAAGCUUUUGUUUCUGGUGUGUUCCUCUAAACAAUUUUUGUAAAUUAAUAGUUUUGUAGCAUGGUGCUCAUGCUAGAUGUGAUUAGGAAAUUUUUUGAACAUUGCAAAAAUAGUGAUGGUAUUAAACAAAAUAUGCAUGGCUAGCACUGAUUCCUGUGGCAAUAUUUAUGUUAUAAAUGAAUAUUUAUAUCUUUUCCUAUGGAAAAAAUACUUCACACUAAUCUGUGGUACUGCCUUGUUAUUUUUACCACCAACAAAACUGUCUUUAAUGCAGCAUUUUACAGACUGCCAUUUUUUUGUAAUUAUUAUCACACAUCAUCUGGGAAUUGGAUACAUAAAAAAACACUUAUGUUGUAUAAAAA